AUGGAUGCCUGGACCGGGUGGGCAGACGCUUUCCCCAUGGGCAUGUCCGGCGACGCGACCAGCGCAACUGCCUGUGCCAAGCAUCUGAUAACGUGGUGCUCGGUGUUCGGGUUGCCGUCAAGGAUCACCUCGGAUCGAGGUCCGCAAUUCACCGGCGAUCUGUGGGCCAGGGUGAUGAAAUCGAUGGGGGUGGAACACAAGAUGACGUUAGCCUAUCAUCCGCAACAUAAUGGCCGGGUUGAGAGAUGGCAUCGAUCUCUCAAAAAUGCUCUUCGCUCCAGAUUAGACGGACGGACUGAUUGGUUAACCCACCUCCCGUGGGCUCUCUUUGGCGUCAGAAAUUCCCCCAACACGGACACGGCGCUCUCUCCUUCACAGAUGGUUUUCGGCGAAAACUUCCGUUUUCCCGGAGAGUGUGCGACACCGGACACUGACGUUUCGAGCGACAUAUUCGUACGCCGUCUGCAGGAAGCAAUGCAAACGCAACGGCCACACCGACCGGUUUGGCAUUUGGUUCCUGAGAAGGCCCACGGUCACGUGCCCAACGAACUCGGUUCCUGUUCCCGAAUUUUUCUGCGAGUGGAAAGGAAGAUCAGCAGCCUGCGCCCCAAGUUCGAAGGACCAUACGACGUCAUUACAAGAGACGAAAAGACGGUCACCAUCGACAAGGAGGGCCAACAAGAGAAG
Paramuricea clavata is the source of this 687-nucleotide messenger RNA. NCBI's taxonomy places the organism in Eukaryota, Metazoa, Cnidaria, Anthozoa, Malacalcyonacea, Plexauridae. The record is from the annotation of a GenBank genome assembly.